Molecule: messenger RNA, 1518 nt
Organism: Ostrea edulis (European flat oyster)
Lineage: Eukaryota; Metazoa; Mollusca; Bivalvia; Ostreida; Ostreidae
Exons: 1
Coding region: 1-1518 (505 amino acids)
Biological process (GO): DNA integration
Molecular function (GO): nucleic acid binding
Source: RefSeq, a predicted model, not a curated record
AUGCGACUACGAGGAUACAGCUUACAUGCAGAACAUGUUCCUGGAAAACACCUUAUUGUUCCAGACACACUGUCAAGAAGCCCGAUAGGAAGACCAAAUCAAGGUGAUACUCUUGCUGAGGAAGUUGAAUGUUACGUUGAUUUGUUGGAGAACUCCAGACCAUUGUCAGACAAGCUACUAGAGCAAAUACAACAAGCUACAGAAGGAGACAGCAUCCUACAAGAGGCAAUCAACCAUACUAGACAUGGAUGGCCGACACACAUGAAUUCCAUUUACAGGAGGGAACUGCGAGACUACUUUGUAACACACAGUGAACUGUUAGAGUCGAGAGGACUACUUUUGUACAGAAAUCGCACUGUAAUACCAGAGACUCUUAGAAGUGAAGUUCUGAGAAGCAUACAUGAUGGACAUCUUGGACUUAAUAAGUGCAGAGGAAGAGCUCAGGAUUCUGUGUGGUGGCCUGGAAUUACACAGGAUAUUCGCAACCUUAUAAACACAUGUGAAUUUUGCCAAACUCACCGUCGAUCACAACAACGAGAACCGUUGAAGUAUACACCAUUACCAAGUCGACCAUGGCAGAAAAUUGCAGCAGACCUGUGUGAGUUAGAUGGGAAACACUUCUUAGUAGUCAUAGACUAUUUUUCCAGAUUCAUUGAGAUAGCGUUUCUACAGUCUACUACCAGCGCACAAGUUAUCGGACAGAUGAAAAACAUGUUUUCUCGAUGGGGAAUUCCUGAAGAGAUAGUCUCCGAUAAUGGUACCCAAUUCACCUCAGAGACUUUCCACGAAUUUGCAGUAAAUUACAAAUUUUGUCAGACGUUCACGAGUCCUCAUUAUCCACAAUCUAAUGGGGAGGCUGAAAGCGCAGUAAAGAUUGCGAAAAGAAUUCUCCGCCAGAAUGAUAUAUUUAAGGCGUUGUUAUCAUAUCGCAACACACCUAUAGAAGCAACCGGUAAAAGCCCAGCAGAACUCAUGAUGGGACGGAAACUACGCACUACUGUUCCAACAUUACCAGAAUGGCUAGAACCAGAGUGGAUGGAUCGUGAUGAAGUUUUCCUUCGUGAUCUACGAUACAAGGAGCGGUAUACAUCUCGUUAUGACCAACAUCACAACGUGCAUCCAUUAGCCGAACCAAAGCCAGGAGAUUCGGUCAGAAUCAAGACGGACAAAGACAAACUAUGGGUCACCCAGGGAACCGUACAGGAGGCAGAUCCAAAGACGCGAUCAUACGUUGUAGGGACCCCCAGAGGUUCUUAUCGCAGGAACCGUCAACAUCUUCAGAAAACCGAUAGAUCCGUGUUCUCCGACCAUUACAGUAAACCAGUAGUACCUGCAGACACAUUCAUAUCAGAUGCAGACCAAGAACCACAAGUCAUUUCUAAGGAAUCGCAAUCACAGGAGCCUAAGGCUACGAGCGAUGUUCCCUUAACUCCGCAGUCACCGAAACAAGGAGUGAUUCAAACGCGCAGCGGACGUGUCGUCCAACGUCCCAAGAACCUGGACGAUUAUGUUGAAUGA